Messenger RNA from Frankliniella occidentalis (western flower thrips), 2276 nucleotides. RefSeq lists its product as uncharacterized. Bases 1015 to 2073 code for a protein of 352 amino acids. The transcript is spliced from 4 exons. NCBI's taxonomy places the organism in Eukaryota, Metazoa, Arthropoda, Insecta, Thysanoptera, Thripidae. The record is from RefSeq and is a predicted model, not a curated record. Gene Ontology annotation, molecular function: protein binding.
AAGAUAAAGCCGAGUGGCGAUUAGUCAUCAAGCACUGCAUUCAUUCUAACACGAUAGGGGGAAGGAAGGCGCAAGGCGCAAGGCGGGCAAGCGGUGCGGUGAUGGUGGGAACCGAAUCGACAAGAAUAAGUUCUCAUUGGUAAAGACAACACAAAAUAAAAAAAGAUAAGCGCAAAGAAAAAAAGAGGAUUUUGUUAAGGAAAUUAAUAUGGUUUCGGAAAUGUCACUCCUUUGGGGGGAGAUGGCAUCUCUAUUCAGCAAAACUUCACUACUUCGUCCCUUAAAAAUGUAGAUUAGAAAACAAAACGAAACAAUAGUUGGAUGAACGUUUGGGGGUUUAUAUCUAUACCUGGAGGCUGUUUAAUCUCGCGCACUUCCGUAGGUAUACUUAACUGUACCGCACGCACGAGUGCGGGCGGCUUGCCUAUUGCUCCUGUCCACGGCGCCUUACGGGCCGAGCGAGUAGGCAACCCUCCCGCACGCUGGAAUGCGGUACAGCAUGACUACAGAAGUGCGCAGGGUUAUUCGGCCACAUGGGAUCUGUAUCUCUUCCAGUUUGACAUGAUAUUGGCAGUGUUCGCUGCGCGAGUUCGGAGGUCGGACGCUAGGCUGCGCCACGCGACUGCGGAGGCGCACUGGUGACCGGACGCCGCCAGCAGACUGAUUCCGAAGAACGCUCAAGGGGAGCGACUCCAUGAGUGCGACAAGGACGGAGCUAUACGGAACGUAUAAGAGAGCGCUCUUCGGAAUCAGUCGGUAGGGCCAGGUUAGGGCCAGGGGCAGACCAGACAUGUCGGUGUUCGUACUGUGAUCACAUGUAAAUUCUCUUGGGAUUCGAAUGACGAGAAUAUAACAUCAGCAAUACAGUGCACUGUAGACGGCUUCUAAGUACAACGGCACCAGGGCACGGAAAGUAGAUAGUACGCUGUGCUUAGUAAACAGGUCCCAUAGGGACAGUCUGCGUACGAGCGAGCACCAAGCACCUGCCCUCUCUCCUCUCACCUUUAGUUCCAUAUGGCAAGUCGGGAGUAUCGGGAGAGACGUAUGGCUAAUAAAAGGAGCCGCAAGCCGAGCGGCAAGCAGGUCCGGACGCAACCACCUCGCUCCUGCAAACGGACCCAACACCGGACUCUCAGCACCACUCCCUCCGAACAGGAGCAGCGCCCGACCCUGGACCAGCUGCCCGAAAACGUGCUGCUGCGGGUGAUGCAGCACCUGGACGUGGACACCCUCCUCAGCUGCCGCCUCGUGUGCCGGAGGCUGGGCGUGCUGUCGCUGCAUCCGGGCGCGUGGCGGCGCCGGACCCUGAGCACGAUCGACGUGGAGGGCGAAAACACGCUGACCUGCGCGGUGCUGCGGCUGGCGCCGUGCCUGCAGCACGUCACCGUCGUCCUCCCGCUGGGUCAAAGUGCCUGCCGCCACCUGCACACGUCCACAUGCGCCGUCGCAGGUCUGGAGGUGAAGGACGUGGCUUGGACAUCCCACGCAGCUGCCCUCGCGACUCGGCUGAUCCAGCGCCAGGCGACCAUCGGCCGACUGAAGAGGGUGGGUGUCAGGUUCCGUGAAUCCACCGUGAGUGAAGCUGACGCCCCCGUCCUACUCGGGGCUUUGAUGUCGACACCUGGGCUGGAGGAGCUUGCACUGAACGUCAGGUUGAGCCAGCCCUUCGAGCUCAGCAGCAGCAUGUGCGGCGAGUUUUGGCUCGAGCGGGGCAGCUCUCUUAGGAGACUUUACAUGGCGGUGAAGGGGGCCGAACCUUUUGCCCAGUUUCUUUUACGGAUGCACGCCGCCACCCUGGAGGAGGUCCACUUCCUCGGGUUGUACUCGCUCCACGUCCGAAUGUCCAUCUCGACGCUGCAGCUAGUUGCCGGGCUCCCGCGUCUGCGCGAGCUGACCCUCCACCAUGACCAGCCCGGGCUGGGGUUCCUGGCCAAGUGCGUGUCGCUGCGGACCCUAAACAUUGUGGUUGUGGAGGGGGAGCAGUACAGCGCGGGUGCGGCGGAGCGGCUGCGCCAAACCCGCCAGCGGCUGGACGUGAAGAUCCGACGCAUGGGCGCAGAUGUCGCAUUAUAAUGACGAAGACGACCACUAGGUGACCCUCGACGUCCUCUGCACAAGAACAUUGCAGUAACGAUUAAUGUGGGCCAUUUAAUUACUCUUCUGCAGCUCUGUCACUUUCCGGAUUAGAACUAUAUUUACAUAUUUACAUUAUGUUCUUUGUAAUUGUGACUGUCAAAAAAUAUAAUAAAAAUUGAUGCUUUCUUCAACAUCAUUGA